Messenger RNA from Brenthis ino (lesser marbled fritillary), 960 nucleotides. NCBI's taxonomy places the organism in Eukaryota, Metazoa, Arthropoda, Insecta, Lepidoptera, Nymphalidae. The record is from the annotation of a GenBank genome assembly.
AUGAUGCAGGACAGUCACAAGUCGUUUUUAAUCAAGGACCUCUUGGGCGACGUACUGAGGCCGGGGGUGGGAGUACCAGGAACUGCACACGAGGUAGAAGAUAUAUCGAACAAUAGAUGCGAUUCGGCUAUAACACACAAUCCAGAGGACUCUGAUAUUGACGAUGACAUAUCCGUUGGGGACAACCGCUCUGAAGCCUCGACGCCUAAAAAAAUCCAAGUCUCCUACGAGAACGAACCUGAAAAUUAUGAAAGAAAAACCGACUGCCAAAAAAGAAUCGAGUGUGACGAAAGGUCUACUCCAAACGAAUACACGAAUCGCUUAAAUUCCGAGUAUUCUUCUCCGUUUAAAGACGAUGAGCACGAAUAUGAAAGACCUGAUGAGUCAAUGAAGCUAUAUGAAGGAUCACUUUUUCAAUUAUAUAGACCGGAUAGAGAAAACAACAAAGAUGGUGAAAGCGCGUUUGAAAUAGCCGGCUCUAUAUCGGACAGUAUCUAUGGAAGAUCUAUGGAUUUAAGUAAGAACUCCUUCCAAUCACAAUUGUUGGCUGGUUUCGCAGCGUCAGUGAUGGCGGGUAGUUCACAGCGCGAAGCACAAGACUCAGCAGAUCGUCAGUCGUCAGGGCGGAGCGGGAGCACGCCUAACUCCGGGCGCAAGCCGCGCCGCCGUCGGACUGCCUUCACUCACGCCCAGCUCGCAUAUCUAGAACGCAAGUUCAGAUGUCAAAAAUAUUUAAGUGUAGCUGACAGAGGAGAUGUCGCCGAUGCAUUGAACCUCAGUGAAACGCAGGUCAAGACUUGGUACCAAAAUAGACGAACAAAAUGGAAACGCCAAAACCAACUUAGACUGGAACAGCUGCGUGCACAAGCAGCGACGGGUGAACGAGAACUGUCUGCGCACGCGCUGCCCCUGGCCUGCGCACUCCUCCCUCCGUACCCAGCGUACAUGCACUGUCAUCUA